AUGACACCAAAUAUCAAAACUUUGAGUUGUACUUGUGAUGUGAUUCAAUUGUUUUUGAUAGACUUACAAUUUGAUGGUAUUUAUCAGUCAUGGAUAUAUGGUAAUACAAAAUUAGUUAUAGAUAGACCUACAAUGCCUGCAAUUGAAAGUUCUAUAAUCCAUUUUAUGUCAUUAGAAGAACAAGUAUCUAGGCUCAUGGAAGAUUAUAAAAAAAGAAGUAGUCAAUUUACACCUCCGAGGCAGAUUCAGUAUAUGAGAGAACCAUUAACUAUGACUCAAUUCAAUAAAUUACUCAAAUGA
This is a messenger RNA of Entrophospora sp. SA101, 300 nucleotides long. The record is from the annotation of a GenBank genome assembly. Lineage: Eukaryota; Fungi; Glomeromycota; Glomeromycetes; Entrophosporales; Entrophosporaceae.